Molecule: messenger RNA, 848 nt
Organism: Notothenia coriiceps (black rockcod)
Lineage: Eukaryota; Metazoa; Chordata; Actinopteri; Perciformes; Nototheniidae
Gene: eif2ak1
Product: eukaryotic translation initiation factor 2-alpha kinase 1
Exons: 9
Biological process (GO): regulation of translational initiation by eIF2 alpha phosphorylation
Cellular component (GO): nucleus; cytoplasm
Molecular function (GO): ATP binding; eukaryotic translation initiation factor 2alpha kinase activity
Source: RefSeq, a predicted model, not a curated record
CCCCCUUAUGUAUGCACAAGAUCAGCUCAUUUCAUGCCUUGGAAGUGAACAGGAUAAUCAUGAGUACAUCUUUAAGGGCUUAAUAUUGGAGUUUUCAUACAGACAAAAUGGACCUAGAAGACAGAGACCUUGUUGAGAUGAUAGCUAAAUUUAUCGAAGAAGCUUCCGACACAGAUAAUAACCGAGAGGUCUUGAUGGCUGGAAGACAUUACCCGUCGGUCCAAGAGUUUGCCUCUGCGAUCCCCAACCACCUCCUGCUGGGCUCUCUCCUGGAGCACCUGUGCUUCGUCUAUGAGACCAACCCAGCGCGCUCACGUACGCUGUUUAAAGUUAUAGGCCAGCGUCUAGCCGCCCUGAACCUCCUCUCACCUUUAGCCAUCAGCGAUGAGUUCAGCACCGUCAGACUGCAGCACAACCGGGCCUUCACCGAGCUGCUGCACGCUGCCAGCUCCUCGCUGUAUCCUCAGGGCCAACAAGGUCUCGGGUCAAACACGCACAACCCUGCUGUAAGACCUAAGGAGGGACUGUUCCAAGCGCAGACAUCCCGGUAUCUUAGUGAAUUUGAAGAAAUGCUUCGGCUCGGAAAAGGAUCAUAUGGAAAUGUUUUUAAGGUUAUGAACAAACUGGAUGGACAAUAUUAUGCUGUGAAGAAAAUCCUCAUCAAAAAAGUCUCAAAGGAUGACUGCAUGAAGGUCCUCAGAGAAGUCAAGAUGUUGUCCAGCCUGCUGCAUGGGAAUGUUGUCGGCUAUCACACUGCGUGGAUGGAACAUGUUCAGCCCGUAGCAUAUCCUGCGUCCCUGCUGCCUGCACUGGAGUCACCUGAACAAAACGACAGCUCUGAUCAGAGU